Molecule: messenger RNA, 1159 nt
Organism: Cuscuta campestris
Lineage: Eukaryota; Viridiplantae; Streptophyta; Magnoliopsida; Solanales; Convolvulaceae
Source: the annotation of a GenBank genome assembly
AACAAAUAAACAAAUACAAAAACAAAAAUAUAACUUCACAUAUUCAAGUUCCCAUAGUAUAUUCAACUAAUGGCGAAGAGGAGAGGAAGGCCUAGGAAGAAAGGAUCGUCGAUGGAUCAAUCGCAAGUUAACAAUGUAUCUAGAACCGGAAGCACUUUCAAUACACCGGUAAGCAAACCAGCUGUAUCUGAGGAGGGGAAGGAGAUUCAGAGCUCUGAACCGGUAAUUCCACAGAGCGGGAUUUUGGAGAAGAAGACGGUUGAACCCAACAUCAACAUUGAGGAUCAACCUGAUGAUACUACGGGGGGAAUACAGCAGAAGUCAUACGCAGAUGUACUCAAGCUGAAUCAAACUAUUCAGGUAGAUCUUAAAUUCAUUCAAUCAGAUGUGAUAAGUGGCCAGAGGGUAGCUAAAUUGACAAAGGAUGAUGUAAUUGAAGAAUAUGGGAUCUGGGAUAAAGCUGUGAAUUGGGUCUCUGGUAAGGCAGUGGAUAUCACUAAACUGAGUGAUAUACCAAUUUGGAUCCAAUUCCCUAACCUCCAAAUGAAGUAUUGGAGCUUGUCUGGACUGAGCAAAUUGGGGAGUUUAGUUGGUAAACCUGUUAAAAGAGACAAAGCCACUGCCACUAAAGCUAAAUGGAAUUUCGCUAGGAUUCAAGUAGAAGUACAGGCCCAACAGAUUUGCCCAGAUAAAAUACAAUUUGUGGAUGAGGAAGAUAGGGUUAUAACACAAGAAUUUGCAUAUGAGUGGAAACCAGUAUUGUGUGAUCAUUGCAAUAAACUUGGACAUGAAUCUCAGAACGGCAGAAAGAAGGAGAAGGAUCGGAAGAAUCAGAAAGGGGGCCAGCAGAAAAUAUGGGUUCCUAAACAAAAACAGGGAAAAAAUGAAGUGGUUGAAGAAGAGGAAGGGACAGGGAAGGCAAUGACUACUAGGGAUAACAUAAUCCCAACACAAGAAAAUGGAAUAGAUCAGGAUGGUUUUCAAAUGGCCAGUGGCAAGAAAGCAGCUAGGAGGAUGAUAACGGAGGAAAAAGGGGUGGAUCCCCCUUAUGGUCCUAAUCUUUUCUUAACAUGAUCUUGUGCUGGAACAUUAGGGGAUUAAAUAAUCCCACUAAACAAUGGGAAGUCAUCAGUAUAAUUAAUAAAUAUAAGGUAUGUAU